UUACGUUGAACCGUCUUCGCAAGGGAGGCAACAUCAUUCCCGGAAAGGUUUUUCCAUACAUGUUGGUCCCCAGCUGGCGAUCUUGGCGCCAGCUUUAGGCUGCCAGAAACACAACAUGAUGAACAGGGAGCUUCCCAAAGGCGACGUGUCUCCUCCGUCCAUCUCAGAAAGGCUCUGGCAAUCCUGCUCCGAUCUUGCCACCAAGGCGCUGACUGGUGCCUUCAUUUCUCAGCUGGCGGCAGGAACGCUGAAGAAGGUCUCCUUCCAGCAUUACAUUGCACAGGACGCAUUCUUCUUGACCGCAUUUUGUGAGACGUACGAGCUUGUGGAGGAGCGCGUCAGCGACGCUGAUGCGAAAGGGGCGCUGCGAGAUUUGCGGGAUGCGGCGCUGCGGGAACUAGGAAUGCAUGCUGGAUACGCGAAGGCUUGGGACAUAGACCUGGGGGACUACGCCCAACCCAGCGCAGCAACGAGGAACUACAUUGACUUUCUUCGGCGGGCAGCGUCAGGAAGUACCACAGUCACUGCUUCCAGCCCUCCUGAGAAUGGCGCUAACGAAUCACAGUCAACUCAGACGGUAUUGUCAAACGGCUCCAACGGGGCGGACUGGGAGGCUAACGGAAAGGUGAUUGGGGAGGGGGAGAGUGAAAGGGAUUCACGAAGCGAGUUGGAAGCACGAACGGCAAACGGAGCCCUCCAAGAAAGGGCAGACAUAAAUAAUCACACAACCGAAGGUGGCUCAAGUCGUGACAGUCAAAUCACAGAGGUAAAAAGCAAAAAUAGAGUAGCAGGGGACACGUUGGAUCAUGAUGCUGCGAGAAUGAUUGCUGCGUUGGUACCGUGCAUGCGGCUGUACGCCUUUCUCGGCACGGAGUUGCGGCGGGGGCGGGACCUGACGGGGCAUCCUUACCGGGAGUGGAUCGAAACGUACGCGUCGCAAGACUUUCAGGCUUCGGCUUCUAAAUUGGAAGCGGUCCUCGAUAGCGUUUGCGGACAAGACACGUCGUUCGAAGCCCUUUCGCCAACUUACCGGACGGCCAUGCUCUUGGAGCUUGACUUCUUUGCAGCCCAGCCUGGCCUGUGAGGUCCGCCAUAAUGUUCACAUUUGGAAUGUUCAUCCGGGAACGUACUGAUAUCAGAUAGCCUUUCAAUGCCUUGCAAGAAGUAGUCUUCCGAAACUCGCGUCUUAAAUCGGAUAAAGCUUGACUGAACUUGUAAAACAAUCCAGUGCGCGAUGAGGUAUGUCACUGUCGGCUGGCAUUUGAGUGCAUGAUGCCCUAAAGGCCGAUUGCACGUCCGGUCUCCACCUUUACUAGUCGUCACAAAGUCAGUGACAUUUAUAUCACUCAAGAAAUAAUCAAG
Klebsormidium nitens is the source of this 1362-nucleotide messenger RNA. Lineage: Eukaryota; Viridiplantae; Streptophyta; Klebsormidiophyceae; Klebsormidiales; Klebsormidiaceae. The record is from the annotation of a GenBank genome assembly.